Messenger RNA from Postia placenta MAD-698-R-SB12, 1643 nucleotides. RefSeq lists its product as hypothetical. Lineage: Eukaryota; Fungi; Basidiomycota; Agaricomycetes; Polyporales; Adustoporiaceae. The transcript has 6 exons. The record is from RefSeq and is a predicted model, not a curated record. The coding region runs from base 28 to 1491 and encodes 487 amino acids.
GCUCUGCAGACUGCAUCGUACAGAUAUAUGGCUAUGGCCGGCUCUGUCGGAGUGAAACCGCGCCCCCAUCACAGCACACCUCGACGUUUCCUUGGUAGAAUGAGCGAUAUUGGAACUAUCGAAGAUGCGUCGGUUGUGCUCUCCGUGCCCUCCUCCGUUACCACCGAUACCGCGUCUCCGCUGGCAAGUCCGACCACUGUCGACACCUCAUCGCCGAUAUUCCCCAUCGAGGUGUUCGAGCACAUCAUUGAUGAGUGCUGCAUCGGUGAAGGCGAAGGCUGGUAUGACAGAGAAUCUAUCCGAGAUGAUCAAGAGACCCUCCUUGCGUGCGCCCUGACAUGCAAAGCCUGGCUUCCCCGGAGCCGCUUCCACAUCCUACGGCGUGUUGCCUUUUCAGAUACGUCUCAGGUGUUCAAAUUCGCCCAUUUGUUGGAUGCACACCCGGACAUGGCCAAUCUGGUUCAAUGUCUAAAUGUCUACGAAGAGCGAGCGUAUCCAGGUCGGGCGGAAUACACAUGGCAUGUGUUCGCCUUCCUCAUGAUGCUCACGAGGAGGAUGCCUGUGCUCAGAUCCCUCGUCUUUGAGGGAACGGAUAUUCACAACAUCAGUUUCGACCACCGCUCAAUUAUCUGCAUUUCGGCGUUUCCGGCCAUAACCAGUCUCUCGCUCUCCAACGCCAAGUUUGCCUCUGUAGCUCACCUUGGACGGCUCAUCCUUUCUAUCCCCGCUCUUCGCAGUCUUGCAUGCAGCGAGGUCAGAUUCUGGAAGCGAGGAUUUGAUGUCUGCGACCUCCCUCCGCAAGCGAAUCGCCUGCGGCUUACUAGUAUUACACUGCAAGAUUGUCCCAACGAAGAUGUCGUUAACCUCCUCCUUGCGACAUCUACUGGCGAACACUUUGAAUCACUCGACGUGGAUUUGUUUGCCGCGUAUUACGGAGGCUCCAGGUUGCUCCGGCACUCAGGCCAGGGCCUGCGUACCCUGCGAAUGUAUGCUGAUGGCGAAUCAAUCAAAGACAUGACACAACAACUAUCACCUUGCGACCUUUCGCAUAAUAUUAAUCUCAAGUUGUCUCGUGAACUUAUCAUAAAUGACACCGCAUCUGUGCCCGCAUCGGUCUGGAUUCCGAAGUUACUGCGCACAGUUGCCACCUCAGCGAUGCAAGAAGUAACAGUCAAUUUUGUCAAAGCAAGAUGGAUGGCAAGCUACUCCCUCGAAUGGAAGAUACUCCCCCCGUACAUCCUGCUCAGUGAAGACGACUGUGCGGCAAUAGAUGGCGCGUUGUCGAGAUCAAAGUUUGCGAGACUUCGAAAGUUCCGGUUGACAUUAGAUUGGCAUGUGGAUGUUGAACCAUACAUGGCGUGUUUCCCGAGGCUUCUUCGGCGAGGGAUCCUCUCCAUCGACGCAGGAAGAGAUAGCAGCAUGUUUGGACAACCCAUGCGUUACCCUUAUUACAGCGUGCGAAAAAACGAUAGGCGCGGCCACCUCAAGUAACUGUUCUCUCCGGCCGAUGAUCCGAGAUGCCGCAGCCCCAGCAGCCACAGGGUAGCCACCGCCCUAUCUAACAUACUGCUCACUUUCAGUCCUGCUCGUUUGUACAUACAUUCUGUAGACCUCAUAAUAAUACGUGCUAGAGGCAGUCAGGC